This is a messenger RNA of Cololabis saira (Pacific saury), 4556 nucleotides long. RefSeq names its product elongation factor for RNA polymerase II 2 (gene ell2). Gene Ontology annotation, cellular component: transcription elongation factor complex. The transcript has 12 exons. The record is from RefSeq and is a predicted model, not a curated record. NCBI's taxonomy places the organism in Eukaryota, Metazoa, Chordata, Actinopteri, Beloniformes, Belonidae. Gene Ontology annotation, molecular function: cis-regulatory region sequence-specific DNA binding. Gene Ontology annotation, biological process: positive regulation of transcription elongation by RNA polymerase II; transcription elongation by RNA polymerase II; snRNA transcription by RNA polymerase II. The coding region runs from base 59 to 2125 and encodes 688 amino acids.
AGAGAGAGAGCGUCAGCCUCAGAGCCGCCACAGGGACGAUGGUGGAGGGCUGGUAAACAUGGCGGCUCUCUGCGAGGAUGGGAGCUAUGGAUUAAACUGCGGCCAGCAGGGAGGCAGGGUGUCGGUGCUGCACGUGAAGCUGACGGAGACGGCGCUGCGGGCGGUGGAGACCUACCAGGCCCAGACCCAGACCCAGACCCAGCACCAGCAGAGCCUCCAGGGCCACCGGAGCCAGCAGAGCCGCCCCAGCCGGCCGGGCUGCACGAAUGCACCUUCACUGCAGCCUACAAUACAAUUCAAAGGACUUCAAGGGUGUGUUAAAAUUCCCAAGACCGACUCCUCCUCCUCAGACACCUUCCACAGUUUUGAUUUCUACCUGUCUAAUGUGGGCAAGGACAACCCUCAGGGAAGCUUUGAGUGCAUUCAUCAGUAUGUGUCCAGCUCAGGGGCCUCACACCUGGCAUUGUUGGCAACAGUACAGGACAAGGUCACAGUGUGUGCAACCAGUGACUCCUAUCAGGUGACCCGGGAACGUAUGACCCAGGCUGUGGAGGACACGCGUGAACGUGGGACCAAAGUUAUUAAGCCUGGGGGCCAGUACAGAGGAAAACAAGUGCAUACUCGGAAGCCGGCACUAUCAGCCCCCGAUGUCGUCCCCGAGCGCAAACGCUCCACUCCUAUCAACCCAGCCAACACUAUACGCAAGUGUCUUUCCAAUAACCCAGUGUCUCAGAGACCAUUUCGUGACCGCAUCAUUCACCUGCUGGCACUAAAAUCGUAUAAGAAGCUGGAAAUCCUCGGCCGUUUGCAGCGGGAUGGUAUCAACCAGAAGGACAGAAACUCACUGGGGACCAGCCUGCAACAAGUGGCCAACUUGAAUCCCAAAGACAACACAUACUCAUUGAAGGAGUUCAUAUAUCGUGAUGUUCAGCGUGAAUGGCCUGGUUAUUCUGAAGAUGAGAAGAUCCAAAUUGAUCGCAACGUGGCUCGCAAAUUAGGUCUUCCUGUUGAGACAAUCCCUACUAGCAACUCGCCUAAAGACUGCGUCCCAACAUCCCCUCAGAAACGCCAGCCAGACUUUGACUUCAUUGACCCCCUGGCUCCCAAGAAAGCCCGCAUUUCUCAUCUUAGCAAUCGAGGUUCAUCUGCCUCUGGCUCUGAGCGUCGUGAGGAUGAGGGCACCGCCAGCUCUAAACGCUCAUCCCUACCUCCCACUGUUUCCUCAGGCCCUCCCACUCAUCUACCCGUCUCGUCCCACCCUCCCGCACUCUCUCGCCAGCAGCCCAGCCCGGCUUCCAACUCAAACUCCCCCAGCACCCCAGAGGGCUGCGGCACUCAGGACCUCCCUAUGGACCAGAGUUCCUCCUGCAGAGAUCCUUCCCCCAGUCCCUUCGCCUCCAACAGGACCGUGCAGGACCGCUACCAACAUCCUGUCCCCAGACCGGCCGCCUCUCCCAGCCCUCCUCCUCCUCCUCCUUGCACCUCUCUUACAGUCACCUCCACUGUCAUCACCAGCCCUCCCUUAGCAAGCAAUACAAGUAAAAAGUUCAAAAAGAAGUCCAAAAAGCACAAAGACAAGGAUCGAGGGAAGGAGAAAAGAAAACAAACAGAAAAAACCAGCAUUAAGCCUCCUGUUGUUGUACCAGAGCAGGCUGAAGAGCGUAGCAGAGCCAAAAAGAAGCGCAGUUCUCAAGACGAGAAUGGUGAAGUCCACAAUAAAGAUGAAGAGAAAGAGAAGCCAAUCCAGUCCACUGAAUUGUCACCCAAAAUUGAGAUGCCUGACUAUGCAGUGAGGUACAAGCCACUGGUUUCAGUCGACCAGAGACAAAGCUACAAGAAUGACUUCAAUGCAGAGUAUGAUGAGUACCUCCAGCUGCACGCUCGUGUGGAAAGUAUCUUUCGGCGUUUUACCCAGCUUGAUGCCCAGUGUCGGAAGCUGGCCCCUGGCACCAAAGAGCAUCAGAAGGUGCAAGAAGAAGUCUUGAAAGAGUACAAAAAGAUGAAACAACACAACCCCAACUACCAUGAAGAGAAACUGCGCUGCGAGUACCUGCACAACAAACUGGCCCACAUCAAGCGCUCAAUAGCUGAUUUCGACCAGCGCAGAGCCCAGGCCUGGUGCUAAGAGCAAAGAGCCUUUUCACUGAUCAGUAUUGUGAAUGGAGUGACCAACUCGCUCUUAUUUAUUAACACCUCUUCAUUUUCUGGAUCUACAACCUUCCCCCCCUUUUCCUUCUGCUCCUUCUUCAUUCCCUCCUUUUUUUUUUUUUUUUUGCUGAUCCGAUUCCACGGGCUUCGUUGUUGCCUGAAAACCUUAAGUUUCUCAGUUUGCUUUUACUCCCAUCUUUUUGUUUCUAAAUGUUUUUCUUGAUUAAUUAGUUCCUGUGGACAAUGAUACCACUGGACCAAUAGAAGGGGCCACCUGCAUGAGCAAUGGUGUGCAGAAAAAAACUUAAACUCUAACUUUUGAAGGACACUCUCUUCAGUAAAAAGUAUUUUGAGGAUCAGAGAAAAUAUUAACAAGUAUUUAAGUUAAAAAAAAAAAAAGAGGAAGAUCUAUUUAUUUUGACUUGGUGCAAAAAAGAGUCAGCAGAUGAUAUAUUGUUUAAUUUUUCUUAAAGCAAAAAAAAAAAAAAAAAAAAAAAAAAUUACCACAGGCCUUAUGUGUUUUGUGAAGCCAUUUUGCACACAAGAUCCAUACGUCAUCUCAUCUUGCAUAAAUAUUUCUUCUGCCUCAUUUCCUGUCUUUUUAAAAGGAAACUGUACUGGAAACCAUUAUUAUAACAAAUUACAAUCGAUGCUGAGUGAAGAGGUUGGAAAUGAGGCAAUAAGAAAUUAAAUAACUUGAGCUUAUUAAGAAGCAACAGAAUGUGUGGGUUGUAAAUUUGGUUGUAAUGACCACAAGGGAUAGUGUGUGUGGGGUACCUGAGGGAGUAUGAUCCUUUCUGAUGUCACUCGUGGGGCGGGGGGUGGGGUCAGUAUUCCUUGCACCAAACAGUGUAUAAUGUUCACGGUGCCUUACAGCGUUUACAUUCAGAAACAUAGAGUUGGGCCGAUCCUUGGGGUCCACAGACUAUGCAAAGGAACUACAACUGCCUGGAAACUGUUGCGUGAGUGAGUGUGUAUGUGUGUGUGCGCUUAUGCAGAUGUCAAACCAAUGGAGGACGACGUGUGUGUACAUAUGGUUGCAAGUUAUUUGAGUAAGGGGUUGGGGAAGUGGAACGGAGAAUUGUUAUAAACGUGAAAAACAAAACAAAAAAAGCUGCUACAGUGUUUGACCAGCCAAAGCAACGGGGAUCGACCUGGCUGAGGUGACAGUACCUGAUCCAAGUAGGAGCGAUGCAGAAGAUCUUUAUUUUUCUGAGCAGUUCUUCUCUAAACCCUGGAAGGGGCUGAGCCCACCUCGCAAGCUUAAUCCAGCAGCAGACAGUCUGUUCUACAAGAAGCCACCUGGUCAUCCACCAGAGAACUCGUCUCUACUCUGGUGUUUAAAUGUAUUUCGUUCUCAGUUUGACUUCCACAGAGUAGUGAAAUAUUUCAGUUUUUUUUUUUUUUUUUUUUCCAGCAUUAACAAAAAUGUUUUGUAAUUUAUGGAUGAAUGGCUUCUGGUUUAUUCUUAAUUUCAACAAGGGAAACAUUGUUUACAAACUUGUGUUAGAAUAUUUGCCAAAAAUGAAAUGCCUUUCUGGUUCUGCUUUUAUUGGGUCAAAUUUCUGAUAGGAAUGUGAAGUGGAAGAGAGAUUAAUAUUGAUCUUUAUUGAAGUCACAUUCACUGAAGAAUACAGACAUCUUUAAGUUUGGAGUAGGGGGAAGGAACUUCGUCACUGAUGUAACUCUACAUGAGCAGUAGUCGGCCUCUUUCCAGACGUUCAUGUCUUAUACUGGAGGGGGGCAAUAUACAGCUCUAUUCCCCCAACCAAAUCAGAUAUUUAAGUAAAUGUUGAUAGUUCUGUUUCUUUAAUAUUUUGAUUGUGACAUUCGGUCAAAAAGUCAGUCUCUGCAGUAGACUGGCUGUUGAGGUCGUCGGUCACAAUCGAAUGGAAAACUGCUUGAUUUCUCUACAGUUACUUUCAACAACAAAAUGAUAAUGAAUGAAGAGAUUCAGCACCUGCAGGUGGGCGAUAUCACUAAAGCAAUUACACAUCCCCACAGCUGUGGACUACUUGGGUUUAUUUUGGUAUUUUACUUUGCAGUGCUUUAUUCCCAGAAAUGAGAGCUACUAGGGGCCAUUCCAACAAAGGUUGCUGGAGAUCAGAGCAUUUCCUUAAGUCUUGAAAUUGUAGUCAGUCACGUCUUGUCUUCUCGGCCUCCUGAAGACUUGUCUUAAUCUGAGAUUUUCUUGAGUUUGGUCAGAACAUGGAUUUAAUAUAAUGUGACUCACUGUGGAGGGAGGACGGCAGGAGAGGGGUUGAACAGUCUUAAUAAGGAAAAGACCCAGGCAAUGUUUAGAGACCAGAAACUACAAGAAAUCAAGUACAUCUGGAUUGAGAUGUCCUGCCCACCUGAACAUGUACAACACAUUUCAAUAAAAUGAACCUAGUUUCACUUGAAAACUG